This is a messenger RNA of Colletotrichum karsti, 1212 nucleotides long. Its product is annotated as chalcone-flavanone isomerase. Gene Ontology annotation, molecular function: intramolecular lyase activity. The transcript has a single exon. Bases 1 to 1212 code for a protein of 403 amino acids. The record is from RefSeq and is a predicted model, not a curated record. Lineage: Eukaryota; Fungi; Ascomycota; Sordariomycetes; Glomerellales; Glomerellaceae.
AUGUUCCGCCCGCGCACUCUCCGGGCCCUGCCCAAGGGUCGCCUGCAGCCCGUCCGAACCCCUCGGCGCACCUUCUUCAACCGCCAGCGGUCCUUCGUUCACCAACCUACCGACAAAUACAACAUCGCCCAGCUGAGUGAAGCCCGCUCCAGCUACGACCGCGACCGCACCUACUUCCUCGCCGCCGGCGCCAUUGCCGGAAUCAUCUCCUUCAUAUACACGGCCAACAAGCUCCGCAAGGCUCUCGCGGCGGAGAAGAAGCGCAAGGCGGCAGAGGCAGGCGCGGAGGAAUCACCCUCCACGGAUAACCGUACCGGGAUCCAACUCGAUUCGUCGGUGCCGAGCGAGACCUUCACCACCGAGGCUGGCAGUAAGCGCAAGGUCGUCAUUCACGACGAGGAGGGCAGGGAGCUCGUGCCCACCGGCAACAAGACCGUCCCAAGCUUCCCCCGCACCGUCGAGCUCUCCUCCAAGCACUCCUCCACCUCGCGCGACCCGGAAGCCGCAGCCAAUGCUCCGAUCGCGGCCUCCGUCCAGGACAGCGACGGCGUCGAGUACACCCUCGUCGGCCUCGGCAUCCGCACCGUCAGCUUCCUGAGCAUCCAGGUGUACAUGGUGGGCUACUACGUCGCCACCCAGGACGUCGCGAAGCUGCAGCACUACCUGACCAAGAAGAUCAACCCGAUCGCCACGACGCUGGUGCCCUCGGAGCGCGACGAGCUGAAGCAGAAGCUGCGGGAUCCCGUCGAGGGCGAGGAGGCGUGGACGGCCCUGCUGCAGGAGGUCGGAUGCCGGAGCGCGUUCCGCAUCGUGCCGGUCCGCGACACCGACUUCCCGCACCUGCGCGACGGGUUCGUGAGGGCGAUCACCCACAGGUCGUCGGCCGAUAAGGAGGCGUACGGCGACGAGGCGUUCGGCGAGGCGAUGAAGGAGUUCAAGAGGCUGUUCAGCCGCGGCAAGGUUCCGAAGUCGAGGGAGCUGCUGCUCUGUCGCGACGAGAAGGGCGCGCUGGAGGUCAUCUUCGACGACGGCAGGAGUUUCGGGCGCCAGAGCUGCGGUAAAGUGCAGGACGAGCGCGUGUCGAGGCUCCUGUGGCUCAAUUGGCUGGCCGGUAAUAAGGUCGCCUCUGAAGCCGCAAGGACGAGCAUCAUUGAUGGCGUCAUGGAGUUCGUCGAGAGGCCUGUCGGCACGGUCGCCGCGCAGGUUGUGUAG